CUGUCAGAGAAUCGCCACGGACUCCAAACAAAGAUCAGUGCAGUGCCAGCUUUGCAUGGCACAGUAAGGAUGAAAAGUGGAGGUGAAAGCACUGAAACACCCACCAUGCCAAGUACAUAGUGCAGCUGUCCGUCAAAAGCGAGGGGGGGAGAAGACUGCCAAAAGACAUCGAAGAAGGUGUUUGGCUUUCACCGUUUUGGAUACGUCGCCGAUCAAGUGGGGCAAGGAUCAAGCCGGUGCAAUUGACAGCUCGCAAUAUGGAAGAGCAAAAGGAUCAAAACAUUCAUGUGGAGAGUAGGGAAUCGAGCGAGGCGGACCGCGUUUCGCUCUCUCCGCCCUUCCAGUCGCCUCAAAUACAGCCCCAUCCAGCGGUGCAGCAGCCGCACAGAAACACUAACUUUUUUAUUGAUAAUAUCUUGAGGCCGGACUUUGGGUGUAAGAAGGAGCGAGACCGGGCGCAGACGUCCGGCAGGGAAAACGUCAAUCCCCUCACCAGGCCGUCAAAUACAUCGAGUCUAAGUGCGGAUUCAGAUUGUAGUGACAGUUCCUCGCAGCCGUCCAAGCAGUCCCAACCAAAGCAAAACGAAGGCGAUGGAACUAAUUCGACAAAGUAUGCAGAAAACACUGGCUCAGCGCUUAUGCUUAUGGGGGCUAAUGCAGAACCUUUAUCCAACACGGAGGGAGUCAAAACGGCAACAUCUGCGACUCUAAUGUGGCCUGCCUGGGUUUAUUGUACAAGAUAUUCAGACAGACCGUCUUCUGGUCCCCGAACUCGAAAACUGAAGAAGAAGAAGAGUGAGAAAGAAGACAAGCGGCCACGGACGGCGUUCACAGCCGAGCAGCUGCAGAGACUCAAAGCAGAAUUCCAAACCAAUCGUUACAUCACCGAGCAGAGGCGGCAAACGUUAGCACAAGAACUCAAUCUGAACGAAUCCCAGAUCAAAAUCUGGUUCCAGAACAAGAGGGCAAAGAUCAAGAAAGCCAGCGGCCUGAAGAACGGCUUGGCUCUCCAUCUAAUGGCCCAGGGACUUUAUAAUCAUUCCACCACAACAAUUCAAGACGAGAAAGAGGACAGUGACUGAUAUUCCGUUUUAUUCUGUUGAAAUAAAGGACUGUGACAGGUGCUAUUUAAAUUGGAUCUGCGUGUAUCUAUAUGGACUGAAUUAUAAUACAAGCAUUUUAAAAUUAUAUAUAACCAAACACAUUAUGACGUUGUAUAUAUUUAAUUUCAGGUAAGGAGAUGCCGAGAGAUCCCUGCUUGACCGAGAUUUUAUCAUUUCCGUUCUCAAUGUUGUCGCUAAUCGUUUUAGUCAAUGUCAGGUCUAGAGAUUUUAUGUGAACCCGGUCUUUUCUGAACUUGUUCAGAAACAUAAACAGACUACGUAAUGAAUCGCCGCUAC
Mobula hypostoma (lesser devil ray) is the source of this 1400-nucleotide messenger RNA. It is a transcript of the gene en1a, whose product is annotated as engrailed homeobox 1a. Gene Ontology annotation, cellular component: nucleus. The record is from RefSeq and is a predicted model, not a curated record. Gene Ontology annotation, molecular function: RNA polymerase II cis-regulatory region sequence-specific DNA binding; DNA-binding transcription factor activity, RNA polymerase II-specific. Lineage: Eukaryota; Metazoa; Chordata; Chondrichthyes; Myliobatiformes; Myliobatidae. The transcript is spliced from 2 exons. The coding region runs from base 258 to 1082 and encodes 274 amino acids. Gene Ontology annotation, biological process: multicellular organism development; regulation of transcription by RNA polymerase II; neuron differentiation.